Messenger RNA from Monomorium pharaonis (pharaoh ant), 2205 nucleotides. RefSeq names its product odorant receptor 43a. Gene Ontology annotation, cellular component: plasma membrane. The record is from RefSeq and is a predicted model, not a curated record. Gene Ontology annotation, molecular function: odorant binding; olfactory receptor activity. Gene Ontology annotation, biological process: detection of chemical stimulus involved in sensory perception of smell; sensory perception of smell. NCBI's taxonomy places the organism in Eukaryota, Metazoa, Arthropoda, Insecta, Hymenoptera, Formicidae. Bases 615 to 1946 code for a protein of 443 amino acids. The transcript has 4 exons.
AAGAAAUCUAGUUUCGAUCAAAUUAAAACUUAAAAAACAAAAUAAAAUCUUAUAAAUUCUUGGAUAAAUCUUUUGAUUUAUUCUUAAUAUAAAUAUCAUGCAAUUUACAAUGUUUAAUAUUGAAUAUAUAUCGAAAUAUAUCGACACGACAAAAUCAUUUUUUCUUUUCUUUGGUACAAAGAACUUUCAAUCCCUUCCAAUAAUUUUUUCAUCAUCCAUUUCGCAGCGAGGAGUUACUCGCACUGAUAUAUACUUAACUAUAUGCUCGAGACUGCGCUUCUGAUAAAUCGACGUUAAUCAAUCUUUCAUAACUAAAGCGAAACGCUUACGGAGGGUAAUAAAGGAAGUAUUUUCCGGAAAUAAACUUUGAUUACGCUAUCAAUUUAUUCUCGAUGCUUCAAGUAGCAAACUAUAUAGCGAUGCAACAUGUAAUAUUCCGUCCCACGACCCUUAAUUUGAUAAACGGUGAGCUUUCCGAGUUUCAAAAGAACGCAAGUCCCUGCGUCAUUACGUAAACUCCUUUAACCGAAUGCACAUCCGUCAUUCAUUUUACCAGCAAUUUUCAGCAAUAUUACGCGUAGUCGUUCGGCAAGCACUGUUAUUUUUACAUAUCCAUGAGCAUUCUAACAAGGAACUUGCGGAAGCGAACAACGAUCGAGGCAUCGUUGCUUCGCUAUCGCAUGUAUACUCGUCGCGUACGCAGGAUGCUCUACCUUGGGUGCGUCUUGCAAGAUAGAACACGUUCAGCAACUUGGUCAUAUAUCACAGGUUUUUUGGUGAUUCUCAUGUGCUUCAGUCAAUGUGUUUUCUUGAUAAACUUCUGUCGAGAUCAUACCGACAAUCUAGUGCUAAUCUUAAAAUGUUUCGGCAUGACUUGCAGUUUCAUCGCACCCGUCUUAAUGUCGGCUUGCUUCUUGGUAAAACGUAAGAAACUGAUGGAACUUCACGAAACGCUAAACGAACUUUUCGAACGGGAACUAGCUCGAGAUCAGGAAACCAAGACGACCGUGCUCGCCGCCGUUUGCGCGUUUGACAGACCGUCUUAUGUAUUAUGCUUCACCUUAGGAUCAACGGCACUGCUGGUUCUCUACCCAUCGCUGAUCUCUAUAGUUCACCAGAUCAUUCGUCGCGAAGAACCCAAGAGAUACAGACUUCCGCUCCCAAAUAAGUUCCCGUGGCCUGUGCCGGUCGACGGUGGUGUCUCUUUUUACCUGCAUCUCCUGUAUCAGAUAUUCACUCUUUGGUGGGUGGUCAUCACCGUCGGCAGCGUCGACAGCCUCUUUGGCUAUUAUGCAUUUCAGAUCUCCUCGAUACUACGAGCUAUGUCUGCUAGACUAGCAAAUCCACGUAUUCGAGAGGUAUUCACGGAGAGCUUGGCUACAUGUAUACAAACGCAUCACCGAUUACUGCAAUGUGGCCACAUACUGAGCGAUAUCUGGGGUCUAAUAAUCAUACGGAUGGUGGUCAUGAACGCUUUACUUAUAUGCGCAUUAAUUUUCGAAGCGAGCCCGUUCACCCACUUGACAAUCAGCAAGAUCUUCUUGUUCAUCUCUUACAUGGCAUUGAAAUUGCUACAAACGUUCAUCUACGCUUGGUAUGGCAGUCUCAUUACAAGUGCGAGUGAACACUUUCGUGAUGGAAUAUAUUUUAGUGAAUGGCCCGAAUCCAGCCUUGAUCGUAAUAUCAGGACAAAUGUUAUUUUGACGAUGAUGCAAAAACCGAUAAUUAUAAAAGCAUUAAAAUUGUCUUCCGUGAAUGUCAACAUGUUCACUACCGUAAGUGUCAAAAUAACAAUUUGUCAUAUGGAUCAUCAGCUUGUCAUCUCGUGCGAAUUUUUCGAUUUUUAUUGUGCGAUCAAUUUUAGCGAAAUUUUACUUUCCUGCGAGGAUACAAGUCUCAAUAUAAAUUUGAAAAUUAGAAAAAAAUACAUACUUUUAAAAUUUUAAGCUAAUUGUAAGAAAUUUUUAAAAACUAAUUUGAAAAUAAUUAAAAUGACUUUAAAUAAAAUAUUUAUUGUAUUUAAUCAGUAUUUUAUACUGAUAAUAACUAAUUCGUCGUCUUCAUUAUUAGAUUGUAAACACCGCUAUGUCCUAUUUCUUUCUCUUGCAAUCUUUGGACGAGGAUAGAUAAAUAUGGAUGUCACGUACCAUUUUUGUAAAUUUCAAAAAGCAUGUAGUACUAUGUGAAAAAAAUAUGUAAUUAAGA